Messenger RNA from Solanum verrucosum, 852 nucleotides. RefSeq lists its product as uncharacterized. The record is from RefSeq and is a predicted model, not a curated record. The coding region runs from base 1 to 852 and encodes 283 amino acids. Lineage: Eukaryota; Viridiplantae; Streptophyta; Magnoliopsida; Solanales; Solanaceae. The transcript has 2 exons.
AUGGCAGCUGAGCCACUGGUAGCUCAUCUCCGACCACCAGACAAAAUCCUCGAGGGACACACAGUUAACACUGGUUCCAUUCGGAUUGUUUCAACAAACGGAGAAAAAUCAUACUUAAAUGUAAUCAAAGAUUCAAAUCUCACAAAUGGGGGAAACUCCAAUUCCAGGAAUGAUGACUUGGAGAAAACAACAAAUAAUUAUUUGGGGAGGAGUAAUCCAAAUCAAAGUGACAAGGAGAACUCUGAUCCGAAACAAAAUGUUAGGUUACGUAAAGGGGAUGAUGAAGUAACAAUGUGCAUAAAUACUUCCCAACUGGUGAAUGUGGCUGACAACGAUGAUAUUCAGAACUAUGAGGAAACUCCAGAGCACGAAAAUCAGAGUCAACCUCAACAUCAAACUAAACUUAUAGGGGCAAUCAGUGUCUCAGAUUCAAAGAUUGAGGAAGAAAAUAACUUGAAGGCCUCAUUAGAGGAUCACACUGGUAAGCUUACUAAUGCUCAAAUUUCCAACAAUAUGUCUACUAAGGAUAAGGAUAUUGCUGGUCCUAGUAAAGCCGUGCAUAACUAUGGGAGUGAACCUGGUAGGAAGGAAGAUAAGGGAAAAAACAAGGUCGUAGAGAAAACCAAUCAGAAACCUUAUGUCCCUAACAACACCACUCUCCAAGUAUCCAACAACUUCAAGACUUUCAAGCCUAACAAUAACCCUUCAAAAAAGGUAGACACAAAAAACACUAAUGACAAUCACCAGCCAGCACACAAAGGUCCCAUACAACCUAAACCAAAAGCUACUGUGAAUCCUGCACCACCUCAUCCUAAUAUCCCUCAUUCUCUGACUACCAAUCUUUUUUUUUGA